AUGUCACAAUUGGAUUUUAAAGACAAGGUAGUCAUCAUCACUGGUGCUGGUGGUGGUUUGGGUAGAUACUACUCGCUCGAAUUCGCUAAAAGGGGGGCCAAAGUUGUCGUCAACGACUUGGGUGGUGCCUUGGACGGUCAAGGUGGAAACUCCAAGGCCGCUGACGUUGUUGUUGACGAAAUCAAACGCAAUGGUGGUACUGCUGUCGCUGACUACAACAAUGUUCUUGCUGGUGACAAGAUUGUUGAGACUGCAGUUAAAAACUUUGGUACUGUCCACGUUGUCAUCAACAAUGCCGGUAUCUUGAGGGAUGCCUCUUUGAAAAACAUGACUGAGCAAAACUUCAAGUUGGUUUUGGAUGUCCAUUUGAAUGGUGCUUAUGCCGUCACCAAGGCUGCUUGGCCAUAUUUCCAAAAACAGAAGUAUGGUAGAAUUGUCAAUACUUCUUCUCCAGCUGGUUUGUACGGUAACUUUGGUCAAACCAACUAUUCUGCCGCCAAGUCUGGUUUGAUUGGUUUUGCCGAAACUUUGGCCAAGGAAGGUGCCAAGUACAACAUUAUUGCCAACACCAUUGCUCCAUUGGCCAGAUCCAGAAUGACUGAAUCCAUUAUGCCACCACCAAUUUUGGAAAAAUUGGGUGCUGAAAAAGUUGCUCCUUUGGUUUUGUACUUGUCCCAUGCUGACAGUAAAGUUACUGGAGAAAUCUUUGAAGUUGCUGCUGGUUUCUUUGCUCAAAUUAGAUGGGAAAGAUCAGGUGGUGCUUUGUUCAAACCAGAUGAAUCUUUUACUGCUGAGGUUGUUGCCAAGAGAUUUGAUGAAAUUCUCAACUUUGAUGACUCCAAGAAGCCGGAAUUGUUGAAGAACCAACACCCACACAUGUUGAAUGAUUACUUGUCCUUGACUGAAGCUGCUAGAAAAUUGCCAGCCAAUGAUGCUUCUGGUGCUCCAUCUGUUUCAUUAAAGGGUAAAGUUGUUUUGAUUACCGGUGCUGGUGCUGGCUUGGGUAAGGAAUACGCCAAGUGGUUUGGUAGAUACGGUGCCAAGGUUGUUGUCAAUGAUUUCAAAGACGCCACCAAGACUGUUGAAGAAAUCAAGGCUGCUGGUGGUGAAGCUCAUGCCGAUCAACACGAUGUUGCUACUCAAGCCGAUGCCAUCAUCAAGAAUGUCUUGGACAAGUAUGGAACCAUUGAUGUUCUUGUCAACAAUGCUGGUAUUUUGAGAGAUAGAUCGUUUGCCAAGAUGACCAAGCAAGAAUGGGAUUCAGUUCAAGCUGUUCACUUGUUGGCCACUUUUAACUUGACCAGAUUGGCCUACCCAAUCAUGUCGGAAAAGCAAUAUGGUAGAAUUGUCAAUAUUACUUCAACUUCAGGUAUUUACGGAAACUUUGGUCAAGCCAACUAUGCCGCUGCCAAGUCUGCCAUCUUGGGUUUGUCAAAAACUGUUGCUAUUGAAGGUGCCAAGAAGAACAUCAAGUGUAACAUUGUUGCUCCACAUGCCGAAACCGCCAUGACCUUGACCGUUUUCAGAGAAGAGGACAAGAACUUGUACCAUGCUGAUCAAGUUGCUCCAUUGUUGGUUUACUUGGCAUCUGAAGAUGUUCCAGUCACCGGUGAGACUUUUGAAGCUGGUGGUGGAUGGAUUGGUAACACCAGAUGGCAAAGAGCUAAAGGUGCCGUUUCCAAGGAUAAGGACACUACUGUUGAGUUUGUUAGAGACCACUUGGCUGAAAUCACCAACUUUGACAAGGACACCGAGAAUCCAAAGAGUACUCAAGAAUCAUCCAUGGCCAUCUUGUCUGCUGUUGGUGGUGAUGAUGAUGACGAUGAAGAGGAGGAAGAGGAAGACGAAGGUGAUGAAGAAGAUCCAGAGGAAGAACAAGAAAUUGGUGAACCAGUUUGGAAGUUCGAUGACAGAGAUGUUAUUUUGUACAAUAUCUCUCUUGGUGCCACCACCAAGGAAUUGAAGUACGUUUAUGAAAAUGACAGUGAUUUCCAGGUUAUUCCAACAUUUGGUCACUUGAUCACUUUCAACUCUGGUGAAUCGCAAUCUUCGUUUGCCAAAUACUUGAGAAACUUUAACCCAAUGCUUUUGUUGCAUGGAGAACACUACUUGAGAGUCCACAAGUGGCCACCACCAACCGAAGGUGAAUUGAGAACUAGCUUCCACCCAAUCCAAACCACUCAAAAGGGAAGCAAUGCCGUUAUUGUCCAUGGAUCUCAAUCGGUUGACAACAAGACCCAAGAGCCAAUCUACUCCAACGAAGCCACUUAUUUCAUUAGACAAUGUCAAACUGACAACAAGGUGUACAAGGACAGAAGAUCAUUUGCAUCCAACCAAUGGACUGCACCAAAGAGAGACCCCGACUACCAAGUCGACGUGCCAAUCUCGGAGGACUUGGCUGCAUUGUACAGAUUGAAUGGUGACCGUAACCCAUUGCACAUUGACCCCAACUUUGCCAAGGGCGCCAAGUUCCCUAAGCCAAUCUUGCACGGUAUGUGUACUUAUGGGUUGAGUGCCAAGGUUUUGAUUGACAAGUUUGGUAUGUUUGAUGAGAUCAAGGCUAGAUUCACUGGUAUUGUGUUCCCUGGUGAGACUUUGAGAGUGCUUGCUUGGAAACAAGGUGAUACUGUCAUUUUCCAAACUCAUGUUGUUGAUAGAGGUACCAUUGCUAUUAACAAUGCUGCUAUCAAGUUGAUUGGCGAUAAGGCAAACUUGUAA
Messenger RNA from Lodderomyces theae, 2718 nucleotides. RefSeq names its product bifunctional hydroxyacyl-CoA dehydrogenase/enoyl-CoA hydratase (gene FOX2). The transcript has a single exon. Gene Ontology annotation, molecular function: oxidoreductase activity. The record is from RefSeq and is a predicted model, not a curated record. Lineage: Eukaryota; Fungi; Ascomycota; Pichiomycetes; Serinales; Debaryomycetaceae. Bases 1 to 2718 code for a protein of 905 amino acids.